Molecule: messenger RNA, 1251 nt
Organism: Rasamsonia emersonii CBS 393.64
Lineage: Eukaryota; Fungi; Ascomycota; Eurotiomycetes; Eurotiales; Trichocomaceae
Exons: 5
Source: RefSeq, a predicted model, not a curated record
GACGUGUCUGAUGAUGGGAGGACUACAACGGGAAAGUUAUCUCUACGAAGCAUGACAAGGAUUAUGAAAUGUCUCAUCCCGGACCAGACUGUCUAUCUGAAAGUACACUCCCCAACAGCUGCCAUUAUUAUUAGAUUUGGCACUGCAGAUUCUGCGACUGCAACUGCAACUGCAACUGCGACACGCAUCAAAUCCGGAGGGUUUGUUGACUGUCUUAUCUGGGAAAUCUCGACCUACUCUGCUUCCAUCUCGAACUACUACUAUCGCUGCUUCACUUCAACAUCAACCUCGACAUCGCCCGUCAUUAUUUUUGGAAACCCUAUUCUUAAACUUCUUUGUCGUCAGACGACUAUUUCUAUAACGAUCAAUGGUUUCAAAGCCUCCAGCAGCGGCAGAAAACCAGAAUCCUCUUGCGCCAUUCCCACAACGACAACGACAGCAACAUCAACUAACGAUGAUGAUGAUGAUAAUCUCCCCUCAACAAUCGUCAUCGCAUUCUGGUUCAGCGCCGCACCCCGCGUCCUGGUCAAGUACGUCGCUGCAUACGCGCGUCUGGCUCCCUCGGCGCGCAUCAUCUUCCUCCUGAGCACGGCGUCCGAUUUCUGGCUGUACCCCACGCAAUGGGCUCAUCGUCGUCGACUGAUGCCCGCCGUCGAGGCCAUUCGCGCGUCGAUUGCCGCGACGACGACGACAGGAGGCAAGACGAAACCCGUGUUCAUGCACAUCUUCUCCAAUGGCGGCGUGUUCACGGCCGCGCAUCUCCUCCUCGCCUACAGACAUGUGACGGGCACUGCGAUGCCGAUCUCGUCGAUGAUCCUCGACAGUGCGCCCGGUCGCUCGUCCGUGGCGAGAUCCGCUAAAGCGCUCUCCUAUGCGCUCCCUCGGACACGCAUCCUGCGCCCCAUCGGCAUGGGCAUCAUCUACUUCGUGCUGGUCGUCAGCUGGCUCUGGCGCAAGAUAACCCGGGCCAAGGACCCGCUUGCCUUUACAAGGGCUGCGCUCAUCGACGAUCGACUCGUCUCUUCGACGCCUGAUGGCAAGAAGAAAGGGACGAAGAGGUGCUAUAUCUACUCCGACACUGACGACCUGAUCCUCGCCGCCGAGGUGGAACAGCAUGCCGCCGAGGCUGCAGCCAAAGGAUGGCCCGUCGAGCGGGAGAAGUUUCUAGGAUCGCCGCACGUUGGACAUAUGAGGGCAGAUCCGGAACGGUAUUGGGCGAUCGUUGGAAGGUAUUUGAGAGGGGAGAACUAA